Molecule: messenger RNA, 1693 nt
Organism: Brassica napus (rape)
Lineage: Eukaryota; Viridiplantae; Streptophyta; Magnoliopsida; Brassicales; Brassicaceae
Product: B3 domain-containing protein REM14-like
Exons: 5
Coding region: 470-1591 (373 amino acids)
Molecular function (GO): DNA binding
Source: RefSeq, a predicted model, not a curated record
AUUUGACUCUGCUAGUAACUUAAUAUAAACAGAAACUAGUGUUCCACAUGGUCUCCAGUGAUAAUCAGAACAACCUGAGUAAAUGUUUUUUUUUUAAAUAAAAAAAUAGAAAGUGUUAAGAGGACUUCAGUUCAUGCAUGCUUGUUCUGUUACUUCAGCUGACUACUAAUUUUUGAAGUCAAAGUCACUUUUGAAUGUAGAGUUCACAAGUCUUCCUCUGAAACCAAACCCUUUAAUGAAUAAACAGAAUAAGAAAAACAAACAAAUAGCUCAACAAUAAAUAUGUACAUUAAGCUACUAACUAUCAUUGGUAGCUUUCACCAAUGGAAACCGUCUCGAAGUUCAGGAAAAAAGUCAGACACAAAAUUAAUUAAAAGCUCUCUGAUCUUAGUUAAAUGUUGCGUUUAUUACACUCUUUCCACUAUGAAGUUGCAGUGUAGAUGGUAAGAGGUAAAGGAACUUUGAGAAUAUGGCGAAUCAACAUUUCUUCAAGCCUCUUCUUCCCGGCUUCCACAGCCACUUGAAAAUUCCUGUAGCCUUCUUCUCCAAGCAUAUAGAAGGAAGAAAUGAGCAUAAAAACACGGCGAAGCUGAGAUCAGACACGUCGGAGAUAACCUGGAAAGUGAAGAUAGAAGACGGCCUGAGACUCACUGACGGUUGGAAAGAGUUUGCUCUCGCACAUGAUCUACGAGUUGGUGACAUUGUUAUUUUCAGACAAGAGAAAGACAUGGCUUUCCACGUUACACUGUUUGGACCUAGUUGCUGUGAGAUACAAUAUGGAGCGUGUUUGGACGACAAGAACAAGCUUGUUAAGAUUCAAAGCAAGAAGAAAGUGAAGAAGAAUACAAAAAGAGAAGUAGAGACUUGUACACUAGACCCAUCUUGUUAUGUGGUUAAUGUCACGCCUUCAAGCCUGCGAUAUGACAUGCUGUAUAUUCCAAAGAGUUUUGCAAGGGCUAAUGGUUUAGAGACUAGAAGUGGAGAGAUUGUUCUGAUGAAUGAAAAGGGUACUUCGUGGACUUUAAUUUUGAAACGAAAGAAUUCAUGUGGAACUAUGUAUAUCACACGAGGUUGGAGACGCUUCUGUAGGGUCAAUGGACUUAGAGCUGGAAGUUUCUUCACGUUCAAACUGAUCCAAAGAGGAGGAACUCUUGUUCUACGUAAGUCUCCCUCCUCCACAGAGUCUGAAGAUAGCUCAGAAGGUGAUGAAAUAGAGCCUCUUUCCACAGAAUCUAAAAGCUUCAAGAAGACUAGUUCUAUGUGGAAAGCAUCAUCUUCACCAUUCCAAAACCUGUUUGUGACCUUAACUCUCAAACCUUACGAAGUCGAAAAAUCUACACUGUAUCUUCCUGUACAAUUUACCAGGAGGCAUAGCAUCAAUGAGGAAACUAGAAUGACACUGUUGGACAAAAACGGUGUCAAGUGGUCUACGGAUCUGCGGUCUGAGAAGAGAAGUGACAAAAUAAGACUGGUAGGGGGUUGCAAAGAGUUCUUCAAAGCUAAUUGUGUGGAGAUGGGCGAAUCGAUCAUUGUGAAGCUGAUUUGGGAUGGAGACACAAGUUGUGUCCUUAAGUUCUGCUCUAAGGUGUAGCAAGAGACUAGAUGAAACUGUUUCUGAGUGUGAUGUUUAAGCUUUUUGUAAGUUCCCAAGACGAAUUAAAAUGAAUUAAGUCAUGCCAGCUUGGUUAUCUAU